UGGAGGUGCCGACAUCCGGGGAGCCUCCGCCAGGGUCGCCACCCACAGAGGAGGGGACGAGUGAGAGAGACCCACUGCGAGAGGCCCAUGAGGCGCGGGCAAGGAGGCCAUAAGGGGAGACGAAAGAAGAGAAGCGAGCGAGGGUGCAGGUACACCUCGAGGAGUUAUACCAGGAGAAGAUUAGGAUGGAGGCCGCAGGAGAAGCGCCGAAGCCACCGAUUGACCCUCUAACGAGCGAGCAGAGGAUUAGCGAGGCCUGGGCCAGCUAUGAGGGUGAGAGGGAUGCUGCUCGCCUGAGGUCGCGAGAGGUCGGACAGGGGAGUGCAAGAUUGGACGAGGCACGAGAGACAGAGGACUUGGGAUUUUCAGCCGCCAAGAUGGAGAUUGAGCGUGCAGAUAGGAGGAUAGGUGAGGUGGCGAUCUCAUCCUUCCAACGGUACUCCAUGCUUAGCGAUGAGUUGGCGGCCUCGAGGUUAGAGGUGGGACAAUUGUCCACCCAGUUGGCAGAAGAGAGGGCAGAGAACCAAGCAUGGAGCUCCCGUAUGGAAGUCAAGGAAGCGGAAUGGGAGAAGAGGCUCCAGGACAUGACGGCGAUGGUGGAGAGGCUCUCGGCCACUAAGGUGGUCGACUGGACGGAGCAGAGCCGGUAUGGUAUCCAGGGGAAGGAGGUACAGGGGCUCUUUGGCCGUGAAGGGACGACAGAGCCACCUCAGCAAAGAGGUAUGGGGAAGGUAUUCCUGGACCCAAUAGAGGCGGCAGCACGGCGGGAGGCCGAGGAGGGGAGGUUCAGCUUCAGGACGCCCACGGAGUUGACCUCGCAACAGGCCACCCCUAUGACGAUUGAGAUCCCUGAGGGCGAGCUGGCGCAGAGACCCCAACCUCCAGUGGAGGAAGGGGGCCCCACAGAGGAGUCCCCUACGAUCCUUUUGGAGUUGCAGGAGGGUGCCCUUACGGGAGCAGCAACAUCCACUGAGCCGGAGGCAAUGGGGGGAGAGGCAUCUCAACUGGAUGAGUUAGUGGCAGCUAUGGAGUUGGACAUGCCGUCAGGAGAGCCUCAGAGACAGAAGACCCCAGAGCGUGUGCCAGAGAUGGGGGGGCUAAGGAUGCAGUUAGGCUCCUGGGCUCCUGGAGCUGACUCAAGAGAGCACAUCUCAGAGCAGCAGCAGGAAACUAUGAGCGAGCCAGCGACUGCUGUGACUCCCCAGCCUUCUGACCUGCAUAGGGACGAGGGGCGACUGUGAUGGGAGGAGUCCGCGGGGGUAGGCCACUGGGAUUGGACACUCCAGCGUACCGACCUGA
Messenger RNA from Chara braunii, 1299 nucleotides. NCBI's taxonomy places the organism in Eukaryota, Viridiplantae, Streptophyta, Charophyceae, Charales, Characeae. The record is from the annotation of a GenBank genome assembly.